AUGCGUCAACAUAUCCUCCCCAUCGCCUGCUUGACUGGCUUGUCCCACGCUCUGACGAAAUGGCGGAAUGACACAACUGAUUUUGGCCAACUCAAGUUCUCUGACGACGGGACAUUUCAGCUCUCCAUCUUUGAGGAUUUGCAUUUUGGCGAGAAUUAUUGGGAUUCCUGGGGUCCCCAACAGGACAUCAACAGCGUCAAGGUGCUGCAGAAGGUCCUUGACUCCGACCCUCCUGACCUCGUGGUAUUGAACGGCGAUCUGAUCACCGGCGAGAAUGCAUUCCUUGACAAUGCCACGCAUGUGAUGGACAUGAUUGCUGCCCCCCUGGUCGAGCGUGGGCUGAGCUGGGCGUCGACCUAUGGCAACCAUGACUACCAGCCCAACCUGUCGGGCCAGGCACUCCUCGAGAGGGAGCAUACGUGGCCAAAUGCUCGCACUCGCAGCAUGGUUGCCGGCCGCAACGCCGGCGUCACCAACUACUAUCUGCCGGUGUAUCCCAACGACUGCACCGACUGCAGCAAAUGCGCCCCUGAGCUGCUGCUCUGGUUCUUCGACAGUCGGGGCGGCUUCUACUUUCAAGAAUGGAACGAGGAUGGCUCGCAGAUCGAGCAGCCCAACUGGGUUGACAUAAGCGUUGUCGAGUGGUUCCAGCAGACAAACGCCAAGCUUGUGAACAAGUACCAGAAGAUGAUCCCGUCGCUUGCCUUUGUCCACAUCCCGACAAACGCCUCCCGAGCUCUCCAGACAGAGUCCAAAGUCCAUCCCAACUACCAGCCCGGCAUCGAUGAUGAUUACCCCUUGGCGCCUCAAGCCCAGGGCUGGUGCCCUGACGGCGUCCACGACGGGACCUGUAGCUAUGGCGGCCAAGAUACGCCUUUUAUGCAGGCUAUCACCACGACACCGGGUCUCAUGGCGCUUUUCUCGGGACACGACCACGGUGCGACUUGGUGCUACAAGUGGGAGGGUCUCAUCCCUGGUAUGGUCGUUGCUGGCAACGGCAUCAACAUGUGCUUUGGCCAGCACUCUGGCUAUGGGGGUUACGGCAGCUGGAUCCGAGGCGCCCGACAGGUGCUUGUUACGCAAGAGAAGCUGGUGAAUCUCGAGAUUGACUCGUGGAUCCGCCUGGAGAGCGGUGACAUUGUGGGCGAUGUCUCGCUGAAUGCGACGUAUAAUGAGGAUUGGCUGAUCGCAACGAGCAGAGGCCUUGGCUUUGCGUCCGUCCGCGUACGACUGAGAACUCAGCUGGACAAGACUGAAGCAGUUGACCUGCCGAGGAAAUAA
Molecule: messenger RNA, 1281 nt
Organism: Emericellopsis cladophorae
Lineage: Eukaryota; Fungi; Ascomycota; Sordariomycetes; Hypocreales; Bionectriaceae
Exons: 3
Coding region: 1-1281 (426 amino acids)
Cellular component (GO): cytoplasm
Molecular function (GO): hydrolase activity, acting on ester bonds
Source: RefSeq, a predicted model, not a curated record